Messenger RNA from Peromyscus eremicus (cactus mouse), 1320 nucleotides. RefSeq names its product ECRG4 augurin precursor (gene Ecrg4). The record is from RefSeq and is a predicted model, not a curated record. The transcript has 4 exons. Gene Ontology annotation, biological process: anaphase-promoting complex-dependent catabolic process; G1 to G0 transition; central nervous system development. NCBI's taxonomy places the organism in Eukaryota, Metazoa, Chordata, Mammalia, Rodentia, Cricetidae. Bases 346 to 792 code for a protein of 148 amino acids.
CUGGAGCCAAGGGCCUGGGAUGUUAAGGGAGAGGAAUCGCUCCGUGGGGCGGGGGAGCCAACAUUCCUUGUGUGCAGCCUUGUUGGUUUGUGCGUGGCAUCUGGCUUGCCCUCGUCCCUUUGGCCACGCGGCUCCCUGCUCUCAGCGUUUCUCCGCAGACCCAUAGGACAGUGUGCCUCGGUGGCGCUGAACUGCAGAUUGGCUGGCAGCCCACUGGCUUGUUGCCCACCUGGUGGGUCCCGCCCCCGGCACGGAUACCCGAAGCUCUCGCCUCGGCGCCUGCUUCGCGGAGCCCGGGUCUCCCGCUCCAGUCGUCCCCCAGCCACUUUGCUGCGCCCUGGCGCCAUGGCCACCUCAUCUGCGCGGCCUUCGGUCCUGGCCCUGGUCGGGCUGGCGCUGCUCCUUCUGCUGUGCCUGGGUCCAGGUGGCAUAAGUGGAAACAAGCUCAAACGGAUGCUCCAGAAACGAGAAGAACCUGCCCCAGCCAAGACUAACGUGGCUGUGUCUGAGCAUACAGCAAAGGAGUUCCUGGGUGGCCUGAAGCGUGCCAAGCGGCAACUGUGGGACCGCACCAGGCCUGAGGUGCAGCAGUGGUACCAGCAGUUCCUGUACAUGGGUUUUGAUGAGGCGAAAUUUGAAGACGAUGUCAACUAUUGGCUAAACAGAAAUCGAAAUGGACAUGACUACUACGGUGACUACUAUCACCGACAUUACGAUGAAGACGCAGCCAUUGGUCCCCGCAGCCCGGAAAGCUUUAGGCAUGGAGCCAGUGUCAACUAUGACGACUAUUGACCUCCCUUGCUGAGGUGGCACAGAGCAUGCACAUUGCUUCAGUAGGCCUCCUCCACCCACACGGUGUGAACACCAAGGGCUAAAGGAAGGAAUAUAAGUGCCUUUCACAUUUCACGCAUGCGCUUAACAAUGCCUCGGUUAAAAAUAGAAAUAAAAGCACUUUUGAAAAAGAGAAGUAUCAGAAUUCACUUGGGAGAAAAUUGAGCCAUGACAAUUCUAAUUGCCUCCGGGUUUGAAGUUGGCACACCAUCUGAGGGCCUCUAUAUUUCCUUCUAGGAAUCCUGUCAGCAUCCAGGCAGGGCAGGAGUGAAAGCCAGGGGUCUCUGUUUGUCAAAAUGCAGUCUGUGCUAAAUGCAAAAUAUUGACUCAGUAGGAAAAUCCAGUUGGCAAUGGCUUUUAGUUUUGGACACAACUUGAAGAACUCUAAUUACCGGACAGGCAGUGGGGGGUGGGGGCUUUCUCUGCUCUGGGCUGCAGGCCAGAGCAAGGCCUUUUCAGCAUACCGUGCAGGAAAGAAAAGGACGUAAA